AUAUAUUAUAACCCUAAUAACAUCUUGUUGCAUUCCAUGAAAAGCAAAGAAAAAACAUAAACAUGUCACUUCCUGCAACUGUCGAAUUUGAACCCAAGAAGAAAUUAUGUCUUAGCUGGUUCCUGCGUGCAGUUCUUUUGCUUUCUCCAGCUUUAUUUAUUGGGAGUGCACUUCUAAUCACAGAUUACAAAGACAAGUUUCUGGGAUGGACAUCAGUCGAUGUUGUGAAGGAGAAAAGCUUGAAUGCUUGUCAGAUUCAACAUAGGCCUUAUGGAAGUGAAACACUGCCUAGAGGUAUUGUUUCAGCAACAUCUGACUUGGAAAGGAGACAAUUAUUUGGCCAUCAUGAGAAGAAUUUGAAGAAACCAAGUAACAUAUUGGCCAUGGCUGUUGGAAUAAAACAGAAAAAGAAUGUUGACAAAAUUAUCAAGAAGUUCCUGUCAAGUGAUAAUGAUUUCGUCCUAAUGCUUUUCCAUUACGAUGGAGUUGUGGAUGAAUGGAGAGAUUUAGAAUGGAGUAGUCGUGCCAUACACAUUGCUGCUGUGAAUCAAACCAAGUGGUGGUUUGCGAAGCGAUUCCUACACCCGGAUAUUGUUUCAGAGUAUGAUUAUAUCUUCUUGUGGGAUGAAGACCUUGGAAUUGACAACUUUCAUCCUGGAAGAUACCUUUCAAUUAUUAAAGAAGAAGGGCUUGAAAUAUCGCAGCCAGCGCUUGAUCCCAAAAAGUCAGAGGUUCAUCAUCAACUUACAAAGAGAUGCAAUGGAUCAAGAGUACACAGGAGGAUAAACAAGCAAAUUGGGAUUUCAAGGUGUGAUAAAAACGUCACAGGUCCGCCAUGCUCAGGGUUUGUAGAAAUGAUGGCUCCCGUUUUCUCAAAAGCAUCUUGGCGCUGCACAUGGUAUAUGAUUCAGAAUGACUUGGUUCAUGGAUGGGGUGUAGAUUUUCAACUCGGUUACUGUGCACAGGGAGAUCCAACAAAAAACGUAGGGAUUGUCGACUCUGAAUACAUAAUUCAUUAUGGUCUUCCUACAUUGGGAGGUUCUGCAACAGACAAGGCACAGCUACUGUCCAAGCAACCUCAAACUACAAGAACGCAGGUGAAAAAGUGGUCAUUUGUGGAGCUAGACAUAUUCAAAAAUAGGUGGAGAAAUGCGGCUAAGAGUGAUGAUUGUUGGACUGAUAUGUACAAACCAAAUCAGAAGACAGGCUAGUUCUUGUUGUGGAAUUUGUCUAUUUACACCACAAACAUUUCACAGACAAACAUAAUAAAGUGUCAGAGAUGAGUGCUGAAAAAUACCAUAUUCGACAAUCCUAGUUCCAGAUUGCUGUAUAGAUGCUUCUAAUUAUAAAAUAUUUAGACUAUACUAUC
Messenger RNA from Ricinus communis (castor bean), 1369 nucleotides. RefSeq lists its product as uncharacterized. The transcript has 14 exons. Bases 63 to 1211 code for a protein of 382 amino acids. The record is from RefSeq and is a predicted model, not a curated record. Lineage: Eukaryota; Viridiplantae; Streptophyta; Magnoliopsida; Malpighiales; Euphorbiaceae.